Paraglomus brasilianum is the source of this 2085-nucleotide messenger RNA. NCBI's taxonomy places the organism in Eukaryota, Fungi, Glomeromycota, Glomeromycetes, Paraglomerales, Paraglomeraceae. The record is from the annotation of a GenBank genome assembly.
AUGCCUCCAUCAAAAAAAAGCCGUCGUAAACGUUGCCCUAAAGAGAUAGACACAUCCACGAAUUUGGCAGCUCUAUCCAUUCCCCCUGAAAUAUUUGUCAAGAUAUGUGAACACCUCCGACCCAUCGACCUAUAUUCACUCAGUCGUGUGUGCCGGCGCUACAACAAAUUUCUCUGUACUAAAGAGUCUAUGAUGACGCAGGACAUGUGGAAAUUGUCAAGAAUUUCUUUUAUGCCUACAUUAUUAGCACCUCCUGAUGGAAUGGACGAAUACACUUACGUUAAAAUGACAUUGGUGGAAAUAGGAUGCCAGUUUUGUAGUCGAAAAGUAGUGCCAACUGUUCAUUGGGUGUUUAGAGUGAGAUGUUGCCAGAAGUGUUUGGUAAAGAAGACUUUAAGAUCAGACCUGCCACACGGCUCUUCAUCCAUUUCUCAAUAUCCAAAGAAAUUUAUUUCGUGCCUUCCCUCAAAAACAAUAAACAAUAUUGCCUACUAUUGGCGUGACGAGGUCGAAUCAGCCUUUAAAGAAUACGAGAAAUUAAAACUCGAAGAAGAUGUCAACAAAUGGUGCGAGGAUCGAGAACGAAGAACCUUACGGAUCAUUGACGACGGAUACCGACGUGAACUUGAAGAACGGAACAGACGAAAGAACCUUAUUAGUCGAAAUAAAAAUAAUCUACUGAACUUUGUCCACGAACUGGAGAAUUCUUCAUACCAAAACCAUAAAGACUUCAAGACAUGUCCAUCGUAUGCAAGAGCAAUGAACUCUCUAGAUCAAGAAUGGGGGCAGAAAGAAUUUGCAGAAUUUGAAACGACGUUGAAGACAGAAUGUGCUGAACUUUUGCGUGCGAGGAAGUGCAUGAGAAGACAGAUGGAAAUAACGUUUAUGAUUUCUCAACUAAGGAAAGCUCUACUACAGACAUGGGAAUUUGAGCGCGCUAAAUAUCAGCCACUUUGUCCAUCACAGUGUCCAGCUGAGCCGUCACAACUCGCACACAAAGAACCGGCCCUAGAGACUAUGAAACUUUUGCCAGAUGCUGAGAGAGAACGUCUAACCGAAAUGGCCAAGGAUAUUAUUAUGCGAGUUACCGGACAACCUGUCAAUCUCCUUGAAGCAGAUGAUACAAACUUUGCUCAAAUAUUAGUUUUAGCAGAACAACGCGCGCGUUGCUGCAACUCGUAUAAAAAACCUCCAUAUCAUAACAACGACCCAAGCAUAUCGUGGAAUGAGGAUUUCCUCGUCAAACAUCUCAUACCGCGUAUAUGUAAAGAGGCGUUAACCGUCAAGCCAUGCUUUACUUUUCAAGAAGUUUUCGCACGAGGCGAAUGUCCCAGCACGAUAUUCAGAUGUCGAUUGUGUAGCAAUAGAAAGUUCACGAGCGGAGGUGUUAUAAAUCAUUUGCGGCGCUUUAAACAUCGAGUGCUAGGAGUCGCUGGCGACGAAACUAUUGAAGCUAUGUUAAUGCAUAAUGUCACGAUCUCUGGUCACGGUCCUGAUCAUUCUUCAAUACCCGAUAUCAAGCUCCUCACUGAUGUUGUGAUCAAAGUUGAUAUGUUUGGAUGCGAUAAACUAGAUCGGCCACCACGAUACCAAGUGGUUGGUCGAAUAGUUGAUGUAGGAGGGGCGGUGGAGAAAUUCAAGGUUGGGGAUCGGGUAUGCUUUAAUCCGGCGCUAAACUCGAACGACUUCUGCAGAAUCCCGGUAGAAUACAUUCGUAUUUCGUAUCCCUCAUGGGCACUCACCAAGUUGCCACACGAAAUUUCUGAUAAAGAGGCGAUUCUUCUUUCCGAACCACUCACAAUUGGCUACAACUGGGUGAAGCAAGGACUAGAGUAUUUACAUAUGGACUGUGAUGAUGCCAUUGUUGUAGUUCUGGGAUGCAAUGCAUGCGGACUAUCCGCUGUAUUAUCUGCAUUGUAUUUAGGAGUGAAACGAGUCAUUGCGGUUGACUCGGAUCCUCUAAAAUUAGAGAUAGUGAGAACAUUUGGGGAGGUAAAAUGUGUCCAGAAUGAAUCGUAUCAGAUUGGUGACUUGAUUAAAAAAGCUCACAUUAUGAUCGUAAGUAUGGAUGUGGUAUGGAUGUGA